Messenger RNA from Rotaria sp. Silwood1, 543 nucleotides. NCBI's taxonomy places the organism in Eukaryota, Metazoa, Rotifera, Eurotatoria, Philodinida, Philodinidae. The record is from the annotation of a GenBank genome assembly.
AUGGCAGCAGCAACAGCAUCGAUUCAUAAUACAACAGGAACUUUUAUGUUUCAUCCUCGACCAGCUGUUUUUGAACAUCCUAUUACUUAUGAUCUUCCUUCAUUAAAUAAUUCAACAUCAAUAAUAAAUAACAAAUCUGAUAUAAAUGAUUUUUCUCAGUAUUAUAUUACUCUCGAAUCUCGUACAACUAUUCAUAAAUCAGCCAAAGGACCAAUAUCUAUUGCUGAAUGUGACGUACAAGGAAAAUAUAUUAUUAUUGAAAAUACAAGUCGUUCAAAAAGUAUGGUACUUGCUGGUUGGACAAUACGUCAAGAAAGUGAUAAUGGAGAUAUUUUAACAUAUACAGUUCCUGAUAAUUGUCUUUUAAGACCAAAUCAUUCAUUGAAAAUUCUUACUAAACCAAAUGAAUCAGAACGAAAAAAUAGUGAUCUCAUUGCUUCCUCAUUGUCUUCAUGGCAUACAGGUUUAAACUUCGUUACAACAUUGAUCAACGCCGAAGGCAAGGACCGUGCUUCGUUAACCAAAAAGACAGUAUUCUCUUGA